AUGCAGGAGCAGACGACCCCCAGCCCUGACGCAACGGAGCCCACCGCCACCACCGACUUCUACGACGGGUCCUCCCUCUACUCGUGGGAGGACGGCGUGCUGCCCGAGCUCUGCGAGAAGCAGGCGGUGCAGGGCUUCGCCCGCACCUACCAGCCAGCUGUCUACCUGCUGCUCUCGCUGCUGGGCAUCGUGGGGAACGGGCUGGUGCUGCUCACGCACACCCGCUACCGCCGGGCACACAGCAUCACCGACGUCUGCCUCCUGCACCUCGCCCUGUCCGACCUCCUGCUGCUCCUGACGCUGCCUUUUGCUGCCAUCGACACACUGCAGGGCUGGUUCCCGGACACGGCUGCCUGCAAGGUGCUGCAGGGCCUCUACGCCCUCAACUUCUAUAGCGGCUUUCUCUUCCUCACCUGCAUCAGCAUGGACCGCUACGUGGCCAUCGUGCAGGUGCCGGCUGCCUACCGCCUACGCCCACGGGCUCGCCGCCAUGGCUGGCUGACGGCAGGGCUGGCCUGGCUGCUAGCCAUGCUGCUGGCCCUGCCCCAGUUCAUCUAUGGCCAAGCCGAGCAGCACCAGGACCUCUGGCUCUGCCGCGUCGUCUUCCCCCGGGCAGUGUCACGGGUGGCCCGGGGUGCCACCAACUUGGUACAGGUCGUGCUGGGCUUCGUAGUGCCCUUCCUGGUGAUGGCGAGCUGCUACACGGCCGUGGCCCGGACGCUGCUGGCGGCCCGCGGCGCUCAGCCCCAUCGAGCGCUGCGGGUGCUGCUGGCCCUCGUGCUGGUGUUCGUGGCCCUGCAGCUGCCCCACAGCCUGAUGGUGCUGCUGGACGCGGCCGAGCUGCUGGCCAGCUGGGAGGUGAGCUGUGCCCAGAGCCGCCGCAAGGACCUGGCGCUGCUGGUCACUGGUGGGCUGGCCUACCUGCGCUGCUGCCUCAACCCCCUGCUCUACGCCUUCCUGGGCCAGCGCUUCCGCCGGGAGCUAUGGCUGUUGGCCAGCGAUGCCGGCUGCGUGGGGCCCCUGGACCCGCGCUGCCCCGGCUGCCCCAGUCCCCGCCGGCGGACAUCGCUCUCCACCUGCCAAGACGUGGUGUAG
Messenger RNA from Chroicocephalus ridibundus (black-headed gull), 1095 nucleotides. It is a transcript of the gene CCR10, whose product is annotated as C-C motif chemokine receptor 10. The transcript has 2 exons. Bases 1 to 1095 code for a protein of 364 amino acids. Gene Ontology annotation, biological process: calcium-mediated signaling; cell chemotaxis; positive regulation of cytosolic calcium ion concentration. Gene Ontology annotation, cellular component: membrane; external side of plasma membrane. NCBI's taxonomy places the organism in Eukaryota, Metazoa, Chordata, Aves, Charadriiformes, Laridae. Gene Ontology annotation, molecular function: C-C chemokine binding; C-C chemokine receptor activity. The record is from RefSeq and is a predicted model, not a curated record.